This is a messenger RNA of Erythranthe guttata (spotted monkey flower), 1249 nucleotides long. NCBI's taxonomy places the organism in Eukaryota, Viridiplantae, Streptophyta, Magnoliopsida, Lamiales, Phrymaceae. The record is from RefSeq and is a predicted model, not a curated record.
AAUUAUUUUAUUUAAUUUGUUUUUUAAUCUUUUACAGAUGGCACGUCAGGACAAGGGGAAAGGGCUUAUGGGUUCUUCUUCGAGUUCGGAUAAAAUUCCGAAGAUUAAAUUUCGGUAUGGCGGGCAAGGCGCGACUGAAGCCGAGGCGGAAGCGGAACGCAUUCGUAUGACUGCAUCUCAUCGUCGUAGGAGAGUUAUGGAGCGCGACACUGGUUUACCGGUCGUGGACGAGAUUCCCCACAUAGAUCAGAGUUCUAGAUCUAUGGCGGGUAGCAUUCGAUCUGUAGGGGCAGAUUCUGGUAUCCCCUACGAGGGACACGAGGAGGAGCAUGACCAUGUUGAGAGCGAUUAUGAUGAUGUUCCCGUCCCGGCCGCGCGCGCACGGAAGUCUCGGUACGAGUUUGACACUUUCAGUGGCCCACUUGAGUUACAUGGUCCGGCUCCAGGAGGACCGACUGAUUGGAGGAUGAUUCCUAGUUUUAAGAGUCAUAUUGCCUACUACAUUUGGGCAGGACAUGUAAGUUUAAAUAUAUUUAUUUUUAUAUAUUUUAAAUAUAUUUAUUUUAAUAUAUUUUGUCUGAUUAAAUUAGAAAUUCUACAGGAGCGCAGCGUGGGGCGAUGUGAGUCAAGGAUUACUGCGCUUAAUGCUUUUAGGAAACAUGAGUUGAAGCAACUCAUGGCUCCUUACGGGCAGGAUGAGUUAGAGCUAUUGGAGGCAUCUGGCCUAGACUCACUCGAGUACUUCUACAUUAAAAAUGUAGACAAGGGACUCAUGGGGGCAUUUAUAGAGAGGUGGCAGCCGGAAACGAACAGUUUCCACAUGCCUUGGGGUGAGAUGACGAUCACCCUACAUGAUGUCCAUUUGAUUUUGGGGUUGCGUGUUGACGGUUUAGCGGUGCACGGUGAUUCUGUUGAGGAGAGGCCUAUGAGUGAGUUGUUGCUAGCUGAGGUUCUUGAUUUGGACAUGGUCGAGGCGCAUGCCAAGCUCGGCAACCCCGGAGUCGAGCUGAUAUUGAAUGGUGUUCACACCACCGGUAGAAGCAUUAAUCCAACCCUUCGACGAUUUAUGAGCACUUUCCACCCUGUUAAUAGCCAUUAAAAUAACAACUAAUAAAUAAAAACGCCCACAAUAUAAUAUAAAAUACAAGACGAUAAUGAAACCCAACAUACCUAGAUGUCGACGUGUUCCCAAAAUGCAAAAUCUUAUUAGUCCAUGCUUUGACGAAUUUGUGCUUGUAAAUUAGCCAAG